This is a messenger RNA of Babesia ovata, 300 nucleotides long. Its product is annotated as zinc finger containing protein, putative. The record is from RefSeq and is a predicted model, not a curated record. Gene Ontology annotation, molecular function: metal ion binding. Bases 1 to 300 code for a protein of 99 amino acids. The transcript is spliced from 2 exons. Gene Ontology annotation, biological process: protein histidyl modification to diphthamide. Lineage: Eukaryota; Apicomplexa; Aconoidasida; Piroplasmida; Babesiidae.
AUGGAGACGCGGACGGGCACCACAACCUCCUCCAGCGCCGGUAGCACUUUCGAAGUCUCGCGUGAGGGCAACAUCGCAGGCUUCCGCGAGGAGCUCAUCUACGAGACCAUCAGCCUGGACGACUGCCACUACGACGAAUCGCUGCGGGUGUUCUACUACGCGUGCCCGUGCGGCGACCUGUUCGAAUUCACGCUGGAGCAGCUCGAGGCCGGCAACCUCGUGUCGGAGUGUCCCAGCUGCUCACUCCGGGUGCGCGUGGACCUCAAGGACGGCGACCUGGAUCCUUACACGGCAGCCUAA